Molecule: messenger RNA, 534 nt
Organism: Plectropomus leopardus (leopard coralgrouper)
Lineage: Eukaryota; Metazoa; Chordata; Actinopteri; Perciformes; Serranidae
Source: RefSeq, a predicted model, not a curated record
CUCCUCUGGGUGCUGCUGGCCGCCACCAUCAUCGGCCUGCUGCUGCAGCGGCUGGCGGCUCGGCUCGGCGUCGUCACCGGGAUGCACCUGGCCGAAGUCUGUAACCGCCAGUACCACACGGUGCCUCGGAUCAUCCUGUGGUUGAUGGUGGAGCUCGCCAUCAUCGGCUCAGACAUGCAGGAGGUCAUCGGCUGCGCCAUCGCUUUCAACCUUCUCUCCUCCGACAGGAUCCCUUUAUGGGGCGGCGUCCUCAUCACCAUCAUCAACACGUUUUUCUUCCUCUUCUUAGACAAAUACGGUCUCCGGAAGCUGGAGGGUUUCUUCGGUUUGCUCAUCACCAUCAUGGCCAUCACCUUCGGAUACGAGGUACAAGUACUCACAUAUCUGCACACAUGACUGAGUAAAGAUACGUCAAUCAUGUUUUCCACAAUGUUUCUCCUCCUCUUCAGUCGACUUUUUAUAACAUCCAGCGUCAGAGCUAAAUAAGACACAGACACAUCAGUGAUCCACGAACUUUGACAGAAAAAAUAACCA